Messenger RNA from Wyeomyia smithii (pitcher-plant mosquito), 3428 nucleotides. RefSeq names its product chitin deacetylase 1 (gene ChLD3). The coding region runs from base 1636 to 3210 and encodes 524 amino acids. Gene Ontology annotation, cellular component: extracellular region. NCBI's taxonomy places the organism in Eukaryota, Metazoa, Arthropoda, Insecta, Diptera, Culicidae. Gene Ontology annotation, molecular function: hydrolase activity, acting on carbon-nitrogen (but not peptide) bonds; protein binding; chitin binding. The record is from RefSeq and is a predicted model, not a curated record. Gene Ontology annotation, biological process: carbohydrate metabolic process. The transcript has 5 exons.
CAACCAUCGUGCGAAGCGUUUGGAUCGUUGUGAUCCCCAGACUGAGGGGAAAAUUGUCCUUAGUGGGGCCGUCGAUCGUUUGGCCACGUGCCGGAACCAUUUCGCCACCGAGCGUCCGCCGUUUCCAGUGCAACAAAAAUAAAGAGCAAUAAAUAAAAGUUCCCAUGUGUACUCGAAUGUUCCGGUGCAAGCCGUCAAUCAGUAACCGGUCUACGGGGUAGGUCUGCAGAUUGCAUGCAACCUAUACGCUACCCGCUAGCUUCGCGAUCUGCGCUAAUAAUUGGAUGCGGUCGGCAUCCCACGACGAUCGCGAUGGCAAAGUGGAAAAAGUGAAGAAAUUUUCUAUCUGUUUGCACUCUAAUUACGUCGGAACCAGCUGCGUUCGCAGUGUGAAGUGAAUGGUGACAAUUGUGUUCGAUGGGUAUUCUGCGUGGAGACUUUACGUGUUGCUAUUGAUCUGGAAGAGUGUGAAAUGUUCUAAAAAAAAUUACAAACUAACUGUUACUUGUCUUUGAACAAAGUGAAGUUUUCAUCAUUUUCCACAGAUAACAAAUUUACAUAAAACUUUAUACAGGGAAUAUUGAGAGAAACAAUAAUUAAAAUUGUAACACAGUAUUGAGAUUUUUUUUAUCGAUAGAAUCCAAUAAAAGUAAUACAUGUUAGAGAACAUAAAAUAAGUAACCAUUUUAAAUUAGUUUUUCCUUUACUUAUGGUAGAGUACAAACUUACAAUUGAUAGGCCGAGGAAUAUUUUUAUCGUGAAAGUAAAACUACCCACUAGCUGAGGUCCUACAUUGUGCCCAGCAUCCGAUUACCUGCAGUUCGUAAUUGGCUCGCACAAUUCUGCAUGUAGCAUUCAUUGAUCGGAACAAGCGCCAGCUAACCGCUGAAUGGGGCACGCGAACGACGCUUAUCUUCAACAUCAGCAUCAUAGUGGGAGCAGCACUGCGCUGCUGAUGUAGUGCAUCGGCAAGACAGUGCAGCGAAAGUGCAUCAAACCAGCAGCGGGCGGCGCGUUUUCACCAACCUGAACGUACCCCCGAUCGAGAGGGAAAAGGAAAAGUCGCAUCUAGCCAAGUCUUGGCGUGUCGCGUGCAGCCGAAAAUCGGUUGCAAAUGUGGACAGACUACGUGUUUACAGGCCUACGCUUAUUUUGUGUGAAUAGGUUCCUGUAUAAUAAGUAAAAGGUGUCCUCGUGUAAAACCGCAUCAGUGCAGUUACGUUUCGUGAUAGAGAUCAAGAUCAAGUUUACAAGACGGAAAAGAGAAAACUUUCAAUAGUGGAAAAUUCGGCUAAGACGGAAAAGUGCUGUUGGUUUAACCUAAUUCAAUUCAAAAGCAGACAAUCACAACACUGAUUGGUGGCCAGAGGUUUCAUCUUACCGUUUAGCUAAAUAUUCAUUGAAAAUUUGGGCCUGCAGUUUGUGGGAGAUGAAUGAGAUUAAAUUCGUGAGAAAAUAAGGCGAGAGGGUAAAUAACUCAUCAACAGUAAACAGACUUGUUGAGCAUUCGACUAAUUCGGACGGUGCGAAGCCCCAACGCGGAAGAACCGACUGAAGAUACAACGAACUGACCGGUGUUACUGGGGCAAGGUGCCGCCGAAGUGAAGGCAACGAAAAAUAUCAGACACGGCCGGAAUGGAUCUAUUUUUACUUUUUGCGGUGGCUGCGCUGUUUACUUUCACUGGAAACGUCCAUGGCGGCAAUCUAGUGAAGCGCAGUCUGAAAAACACGGUUCCCUGCUUCGAGGAUGGACGAUUUUACAGAAAUCCGGAACGACCCAUCCAAAAGAUGUGGACUAACACCGAAUGUGCAAAAUAUUACCUCUGCCUGGACGGAGAAGUGUUCGAGUUCAAGUGCUCCGUUGGAUUACUGUUCGAUGUUACUCGGCAGAUUUGUGACUUCAAGCAGAACGUGGAUAACUGCGAAGUCACGGCAGAGGCCCGAGUCCCUAAACCCCUCCUGGAUGCCGCUGAAUGUGAGGAGCGAUCGCAGCUCGGUUGUGGGGACGGAACGUGCUUCCCCAAUGAGUACUUCUGUGAUGGCUCUGUUGAUUGCCCGGACGGGUCGGACGAAGGAUGGUGCGAUGUGGAGAACGAUCCCAACGCAGCAGAUCCUUGCGACCUUUCUGUCUGUCAACUGCCGGACUGUUUUUGUUCGAAAGAUGGAACCAUCAUCCCAGCCCGUCUGGAACGGAUGCAAACUCCGCAGAUGAUCCUGCUAACGUUUGACGAUGCGAUAAAUUUCGAAAAUUGGGAAUUAUACACCCAGAAGAUUUUCACCCCCGGUAGAAAGAAUCCAAACGGUUGUCCUAUUCGCGCCACCUUUUUCAUUUCGCAUCAGUACACCAAUUAUCAGCAAGUCCAGAAGAUGUGGAACGAUGGUCAUGAGAUUGCCGUUCACUCGAUCACUCACCGCGGACCAGAAGAAUGGUGGUCUCGCAAUGCGACAAUCGAGGAUUGGUUCGACGAAAUGGUUGGCCAGGCUAAUAUUAUCAACCGAUUUUCCAACGUUCGAAUGGAAGAGCUUCGAGGAAUGCGUGUUCCGUUUUUACGGGCUGGUUGGAACCGACAAUUUUUAAUGAUGAAAGAAUUUGGGUUCGUGUACGAUUCUUCUAUGGUAGCACCCUUUUCCAAUCCUCCUUUAUGGCCGUACACUUUAGACUACAAAAUGCCACAUGCAUGCAACGGUAACAACCAGUAUUGCCCGUCACGGAGUUAUCCGGGCAUUUGGGAAAUGGUUAUGAACCAACUGGAAGCCGGAGAGUAUACGUGCGGAAUGGUCGACUCCUGUCCUCCUCAUAUGAACGGCGAGGAUGUGUACGAAAUGCUUUUGCAUAACUUUAGGCGGCAUUACAACUCAAACCGAGCACCGUACGGGCUGUAUUUUCACUCAACGUGGUUCCGAAAACAGGAGUAUUUGGAAGCGUUUUUAAAAUUUCUAGACGACAUGCAGAAACAGCCGGACGUGUACUUCGUGACCAAUCAUCAAGCCAUCGAAUGGAUCCGCAACCCUACCCCGCUGAAUCAACUAGGACAUUUCGACCCAUGGUUCUGCCCACCGAAGCAACUUGAUCCCAGCGAAGUUGCGUGUAAUUUACCACGAACCUGUAAGCUACACAGUAGAGUUCUCCAGCAGGAUCGAUACCUGUUCACGUGCAACGAGUGCCCUGCGCAGUAUCCUUGGAUUCGCAACGAGUUCGGUUUGGACUAGCGUUGGAAAGUGAUGAAGCUUGACACCGAAUAAAUUACAAAAACCCUUGCAUUUUAUGAGUUACGAAUAUGCGUAAAUGUUUAAACAUUUUUGUUACAAAGCAAGAGUUAUACAAAGUGAUCUACAAAUACAAUUAGAUAAACGAUAAGCAAUUGUUCAAUAAAAUUCUACAAAAACUGACAACAAGCCCAUGGAAAUAAUUUUAUAGUAUACUUGUU